AUGCAAGCGCGCGAUGCCUCGGGUCGCCGCGUCUCGUUACUGAACGACGAAGGCAAUAACACCGGCGCUUCCGCUCAUGGUGGGCUCACGGCGCAAAGGCCGCUACCGCAAAGACCAUUGAGCUUUCACUCUAAUCAUGUCCUCUCCCGUCCCGCCGCCCUGUCUCGCAGCACUUCAUCUUCACCGCACAUGCCCGAGCUUUCCCGCUCCGAAUCAUACGACUCCCAAGCCAGCACCGACCCCUUGUCGCCUCUCACACCCGCCACAGACUAUGCCUUUCCCCGUACUGCGCAAUACCCCCUCAACCAGGCCUACGCAGUUGAUCCCACCGUGACGAAGCGUCCCGCAUUUGCAGAGAGCCGCACCACCUCGUACGCAGGGGAAGAACCGGCCGCCACGUCGCCUCUACCCGAGCAACGGCAGGGCAAGCGGUAUCCUUGUCGGUAUCGUGAGACGCACGGAUGCGAGAAGACCUUUACCACCUCUGGACACGCCUCGCGUCACUCUAAAAUCCACACGGCGGAGAAGGCUGUGCAGUGCUCAUUCCCGCUCUGUCAGAAGAAGUUCACCCGCGCCGACAACAUGAAGCAGCACUUGGAAACGCACUUCAAAGAUCGCGCGCGUGGUGCCGCCGCUAGCGCCCAGCGCGCCCAGAGGAUGGCUGCGCGCAAUCGCCCCGUGGCCCGCGAGUCGCAGCCGUCGACGACGCGCUCCUGGGAGCCGACCGAGCAGCUACCGUUACCAACGCCUCCUCUGGCCUCGCCUACUGGCACCGGCGCAACCUGGGACAUGAGUGGCUUGAACCUACCCCUCCUCAGUCGCCCUGUCGCCGCCCGCACGCCAAGCAGCGGCCUCGACGCCCUGGCGAUGGCCAUUGCCCACCAGGAGGAGGUUGCCUGA
Molecule: messenger RNA, 900 nt
Organism: Emericellopsis atlantica
Lineage: Eukaryota; Fungi; Ascomycota; Sordariomycetes; Hypocreales; Bionectriaceae
Exons: 1
Coding region: 1-900 (299 amino acids)
Biological process (GO): regulation of transcription by RNA polymerase II
Cellular component (GO): transcription regulator complex; PcG protein complex
Molecular function (GO): DNA-binding transcription factor activity, RNA polymerase II-specific; RNA polymerase II cis-regulatory region sequence-specific DNA binding
Source: RefSeq, a predicted model, not a curated record